UUUUUUUUUGCAAACUGAUCUUUGGCUCUUUAGUGUGAAAGUGAUUUGAAUUUGGCUCGGCGGCGCUCUGCGCAGGCGUUCAGCUGCUGGCAUGGUGGCUCUUUGCAAAGCAGCUGUUUUGGGUUUGAAAUUCCAACAUGGCAGAGGCUGCAGUCAGUCUUCCCUUCAAAAACUUGGAAUGAUUUCAAAUCGGAGGCAUCUUCGCUUAACCCGAGCCCCAAUUCAUCAGCGCGCCGUAAGAAUCGAUUGUGCCCGACCCUCCAGGUUAAAUGAAUACCUGACGAAAAGGCCCACAUUUCAAGGCAGUGACAUUUGAUAGCGGAGAGGAAAAGUGGCAUUCAUGAAAAACAACCUUUGGAAUUCCUGCUUGUGAGAAGGAGAGGAGGAAAGGAAAAAAAAAAAAUUCCAAUUCAGCUUUUUUGUGCUGCCAGCAAGAAAUGAUCAGUAGCACCAGUGUUUAUGCAACUCUGGAAGAAAUCUAUCUCUUACAGAGCGGGUUAUGGGGCAACGAAAGAGGCUUGAAGAUGCAGUGGACGCCAGAACAUGCCCAGUGGCCAGAGCAGCACUUUGACAUCACUUCAACCACCCGCUCUCCCGCCCACAAGGUAGAAGCUUACCGUGGCCAUCUUCAGCGCACCUAUCAGUAUGCCUGGGCGAAUGAUGACAUCUCUGCUCUCACAGCCUCAAAUCUGCUAAAGAAAUAUGCAGAAAAGUAUUCCGGCAUUUUGGAAGGGCCAGCCGAACGUCCCAUCCUGGGUAACUAUGUGGAGCCUCCAUCAGGGCUGGUGAAUGGUCGCAAAAGCGAAAGUGAACCGUGGCAGCCUUCUUUGAACUCUGAGAGUGUUUAUCCUAUGAACUGUGUCCCAGAUGUUAUUACCGCCAGCAAAGCUGGAGUAAGUACUGCCCUCCCUCCGGCAGAUGUCUCUGCCAGUAUAGGGAGUUCACCUGGGGUGGCUAGCAACCUGACAGAACCUAGUUAUUCAAGUAGUACGUGUGGAAGUCAUACAGUCCCUAGUCUGCAUUCAGGGCUCCCAUCUCAGGAAUAUGCCGCAGGCUAUAACGGAUCGUACCUGCAUACAAGUUACAGUGGCCAGCCAGCACCUGCACUUCCUUCACCUCAUCCCUCUCCUUUGCAUAGCUCUGGGCUUUUACAGCCACCCCCUCCGCCGCCGCCGCCACCAGCCCUAGUGCCAGGCUACAAUGGGACAUCUAACCUUUCCAGUUAUAGCUACCCGCCAGCAAGUUAUCCCCCUCAAAGUGCUGUUGGGCCUGGCUACAGCCCUGGUGGAGCACCACCUCCUUCAGCCUAUCUGCCUUCAGGUAUCCCUGCCCCAACUCCUCUCCCCCCCACCACAGUACCUGGGUACACCUACCAGAGUCAUGGCUUAACGCCCAUUGCACCGUCGGCCCUGACCAAUAGCUCAGCAACUUCUCUCAAGAGAAAAGCUUUCUAUAUGGCAGGGCAAGGAGAAAUGGACUCCAGCUAUGGAAAUUACAACUAUGGCCAACAGAGAUCUACACAAAGCCCCAUGUACAGGAUGCCUGACAACAGCAUUUCCAAUGCCAGCAGAGGGAAUGGCUUUGACCGAAACGCUGAAUCCUCCUCCUUGGCCUUUAAGCCAACCAAACAAAUCAUGGCUUCUGAGCAGCAAAGGAAAUUUAACCAAUCUGGUCGGGCUCUGACGCCCCCUUCCUAUAGUUCUGCUAAAAAUUCCCUUGGCUCCAGAGCAAGUGAGCCUUUUGGGAAGUAUAGCUCUCCCGUCAUGAAUGAACACAGCGAAGAACAUAGGCAGCUUCUUCCUCAUCCAAUGCAAGGCCCGGGACUUCGUGCAGCUACCUCAUCCAACCACUCUGUGGACGAGCAACUGAAGAACACUGAUGCACACCUCAUGGACCUUGUGACCAAUGAGAUUAUCAGCCAAGGACCACCAGUGGACUGGAAUGACAUUGCUGGACUAGAUUUGGUGAAGGCUGUCAUUAAAGAGGAGGUUUUGUGGCCAGUAUUGAGGUCAGAUGCAUUUAACGGGCUGACUGCUCUACCUCGGAGCAUCCUCUUAUUUGGACCUCGGGGCACAGGCAAAACAUUGCUGGGGAGAUGUAUAGCUACCCAACUAGGUGCCACAUUUUUCAAACUCACAGGUUCGGUUCUUGCCACAAAAUGGUUGGGAGAAGGAGAAAAAAUUGUUCACGCUUCCUUCCUGGUGGCAAGAUGCCGACAGCCCUCGGUGAUUUUUGUUAGUGACAUUGAUAUGCUCCUUUCAUCCCAAGUGAGUGAAGAGCACAGUCCAGUCUGUCGGAUGAGAACCGAGUUCCUUAUGCAGCUGGAUACCGUGCUCACUUCCGCUGAGGACCAAAUAGUUGUCAUCUGCGCCACCAGUAAACCGGAAGAAAUAGACGAAUCUCUUCGAAGGUACUUCAUGAAACGACUUUUAAUCCCACUUCCUGACAGCACAGCCAGGCACCAGAUAAUAGUACAGCUGCUUUCACAGCACAAUUACUGCCUCAGUGAUAAGGAGGUUGCACUGCUAGUCCAGCGUACAGAAGGCUUCUCUGGACUCGAUGUGGCUCAUUUGUGUCAGGAAGCCGUUGUGGGCCCUCUCCAUGCCAUGCCAGCCACAGACCUUUCGGCCCUUAUGCCCAGUCAGUUGAGGCCUGUUACGUACCAAGACUUCGACAAGGCUUUUUGCAAAAUACAGCCUAGCAUCUCUCCAAAGGAGCUCGAUACAUACGUCGAAUGGAACAAAAUGUUUGGUUGCAGUCAGUGACAAGCCGUCUCUUUUUUUUAAAAAAAAAAAACAAAAACAAAAAAUAGUGAAACAAAAAAAAAACAACAAAAAAAUGUAAUGAAUGUUGGUGCGCGCACACACAUAUGUACACACAAACCUGUUAUCUAGGGCACGGAACCCCUUUUUCAGUCGUGUUGAGAUUGUGGAAGGGUACAGGGGGUGGGGGUGGGGAAAUGAUCAUGUUGCAUCUAAAGAGCCAGGUUUAGGCUUGAAGGAAUAGUGCAUCCGAGGAGAGCUGUUAAUCCGUGAAGCCACAGAUGAUGAUAGGAUGUUGAUGUUCCCUUCCAUUCCAUUCAGACUAGACAACACACUCUCACCGUGGAGGGGUUGAUUUUUUUUUUACUUUUAAGAAGGACAUGAACCCUGUGUGUUGAUUCAUUCUGCUGUUUUUGAGAUUUAGUUGCUUUCAAGUGCCUCAAGUGGUGCUUUAUUUUUUUUCCUUCCUUCCUUUCUUUUUUGUUUGCCUCACAAUUACAUUGGUGGCAUGUGCUAAUAUAAAGAGCUUUAACUUCAAAAUGUUAUGGGACUAAAGACAUGAACAGUUGUGUUGUGACAGAGAACCAGGUGUGACUUUGGUUAGUUUUGCUUUUUUUUUUCCCUCCUCCUAUUUUGGCUAAGUCUAAAAGCAACAGUAUUCCUCAAUCCUGUCUGUUCUGUGGUAUUAAACUAAGAACAGGUAAAACAGGGUAACGGUAAUCUGGACUUUAAUUUCCGCGGUUUGUUUUGUUUCUUGUUCUGUCUGCAAAAAAAGAAGAAAAAAAAAAGAAAAAAAACUCAGGAAAGUGAUUGUGAUUUGUACAGUACCUCAAAGGAAUGUGUUGAAAGCACUAUGUACUGCUGAGAUUUAAUAGGCUAGGCUUCAAUGUUACUUUAUCUUAAAUAUGUAUGUUUACCUCAAUGGUUGGGAAAAAAAAUGGCAAGGAGAAAUAUUUUGAAUGUAUUAAGGAGCAAGCUGAAGCGUGCUAAAAAGAUAAUCUUUAAAACUUUGAAAAUACAACAGGAGUAUCCCAGUGUUUAAGAAACGUUUCUUUCUUUCUUUUUAACCAAUAUUGGGGAUCAAAUUGGAGCAAGGCAAUUUUCAUGGCAGUCGUGUGUGGAAGUCCUUAGUCCUUGACAAUUUUGUGACAAGUCAGUAGAGAGCGCACAGACAAUAAAAAUAGCAAGUCCCCCUGUCGAAUUAUCGAAUCAUCUGGGAUGGUCAGAGACGAAAUCUGAUUAGGACUCUGAGAGGCAAAAUUACCUUAGACCACAAGGUACAACUUUUGUAUCUCAGCUAGGGUUGUAGGCAUCUUGAUUGCCCCAAUGCAUCAGUAGCACAGAAUCCUUGUAGGUUCCAGAGAGCUUAGGGGCUGCAGAGCUGUUUACAGCAAUGCAGCAGAGAACGACAAAACAAAAACAAGACAAAUUGAACCCUCAAAUGGCAUCUCUCUUCUUCUUUGCUUUGCAUUUUCACCACCAAAUGAAAAGUUAUCCCUUUGUUUUAUGUGUGCUGUUGUUGCCUCUUUCUGUUUUCUUGAUGCCUUUGUUUGUUUUGUUUUUAAUGUAAUCGUUCCAUGGUCAUUAGAAAUUCGCCCGGCUGGAAAAUGCCCACCAUUUUAUUUCUACCUCAGAUUUUGUUUUAUUUCCCUUAGAGAGGCACAUAAAGAGCAGGACAAACCAGAUUACCACUAGCAUGCAGAGCUGUUGAAGGUCCUAUUAACACAUAAUCCUAAACAGGUUUUUUUGGAAAGAACCAGCUUUGUGUAUGGUGAGGUUUUCUCACAAGUAAGUGUGUGUGUGGAGAAUUGCAGUCAAAAAGAAAAGAGGAUUGGGAAGGGAAUCCUCCUGCCUCUUCUCCCUUUGCCCGACCAGGACAAAUGGUGACUGUUUUCCUUCAGGAAAAAGAAGCUAGAUAGGAUGUGUGGCAUUUUAUUCUAUUUGUGCCCCUGCUCCACAUUGUCUCCCUUUUUUAUUCUUUAAUGCUUUUAUGAGCAAUUCUUUUCAUGACAGCUGACUGAUGCCGUAAUGUCGCUGAACAGUAGAGCAAUUCAAACCUUCGCAGCCACACGAGCAGAGAGCAAACCUCUCUCUCUCUCCCCCUCCCUCCCUUUCUCUUUCCCGCUCUGUUUUUUUUUUUCGUGUAAUCUUUUGUUUACUUUAAAGAAACGGCAGCAGAACAAUUAGAAAUUAUUGGCAUUUAAUGUUACUUUUAAGUAAUGUAUCUUCAAAUCCAUGAAAUAAAUGCACUGAAGAGCUCUAAUGAGAAAAAGACCAAUUAGUCACCUACUUGUUUUGUCUUUAAAGCUACUGCCCAAUUAUUACACUUGGCAUUUCUUCAGCUAAAAUGUUAAUUUUCAUUGCUAAAAACUGAGCAAAUAAACCAAAAUGCACAUUCUAUUUUGUUCAUUCUAAACUUAUGGAUUGCUUCUAAAAGGCAGAGGAGUUCAUUAAAAAGUAAAACAGUGCCUUUCACUAAGGAUAUAGUAAAAUAAGUCUUAAUAAAUGCUUUGCAUUUUCAAUUAGCAAAGGUCUUUCUUUUUCUCCCAUCUAUUUCUUCCAUUGUAUCUUUUCCAUUUGGGAAGAGCCACAAUCGCCUUUGUCAGAUUCAUAUUGAUCUUGCAGAUGGCUUUCUGAUGCAUAUUGCUGACCAGUCUUCUGACUUUUAGAUAUCACAUUAUGCUAUUGUGCUGCCGUCCAUUUGAAAGGUUCAAACAUGUUUUGAAAAACUAAAUUUACAAUUGCAUCACCUCUGUCUAUACAUCCUUUAAAACUAACAUUAUCUAAUUUCAAGGUGACACCAAAUACAUUCAGUUCAUGUAUAUAGCUACAGUAUAAUCCCAGUAGCACUUCAGUUUAUGUUGGCAUUGGAAUCGGCAGGUGCUCUAUUUAACUCACAUUUUACACUGUAUAUUAGAGGGGAAAGCAAAUUAUUCUUCCAAUGAGGUCAUAAAUAAAAGACUUAAUUGUGAGGUUAAGGAACUUCAAAGAAUUUAUCCUCUCCCAAAUGCUUUGAAUCUUACGUUGUGGAUUCGCUGCUGAAAAUAUCAGGCCAUUUUCUCCCAAAUGGUAAUUAGCUACAACUAGUGAGGUGUAAUGUUUUACCUGACAUGAAAAUAAUAGUUUUGUUUACUGUACUGCCCUUGUACAAAAUUAAGGCAAGCUAUAACCCACUCUCGGCUCUCUGCCAAUGGAGAUUCCCUGUUAAAUAGAAUCAGUCAGACUUUGCCUGGUUCACUCAGAACCUAUUGGUUCAACCCUGAGCUACAAAUACUACCCUUUUUUUUUUUUUUUUGGCCAUUGGUUUUGUUUUGUUUUGGGGGAUUUUUUGCACUUUUUAGACAAAUAAGGCCAUUUGUUCCUUCUGCUGCUACAUUUAGGCCUGUAUGGAAUUGCGACCAUACACAUUUCAUUGCGAUCAAAAGGCCUUCUAAGAAUUUUGUUUUCGGGUUAUUUGGGUGUUCCACAAAUGAGAAGAUUUAGCUUUUGAUAGGGAGUUUGAUAUGGCCAAAAUAUACUAACAUUCUGAAGAAGUAAAAUGGUUCUGCCAUGUUUUUCAUUUGAUUUGGGACUCAGGAUUCUGCCUGAGUAGAGCAUAAAACAAUGAGGUUGUAUGGCCAGAUUCCACAUGAUGCAGAUCUUCUACAUUUUUAAUAAAAGGGAGAGUAUUAAUCGUUUUGCCUUUUCCACCAUUACAUCUUUAUGAUGGCUAAAAUUCCAUUAGCUCAAUUCUCCUUUCACUGCAAAACAUAAUAUUUCAAGGCAUAUAAAUUGGCUUCAUCGUUUGUUGGAAAAUUCUAGGAAUAAUUGAAGAUAAACAGAUGCUUCCCUUUCUACUUGAGACAAUUUUUCAUUAGGUAAGACUUCAUUCUCUCUCUCUCUC
Molecule: messenger RNA, 6645 nt
Organism: Pantherophis guttatus
Lineage: Eukaryota; Metazoa; Chordata; Lepidosauria; Squamata; Colubridae
Gene: FIGN
Product: fidgetin, microtubule severing factor
Molecular function (GO): microtubule severing ATPase activity; ATP binding; ATP hydrolysis activity
Source: RefSeq, a predicted model, not a curated record